UGCUGCUCGUCCUCUCCCACUCAGCGGCGCCGGCUCAAGGCAACAAUGGGGAAGGCGGAAGUGGCGGCUUCGGCCCGGCGGCCUCGCAGCCUCUGCCCAGGGGAGGCGGCCGGGCAACGCUGAGGGGCCGGCGGGGCGUCUUUCCCUCUCGCUCCGCAGGCCCAGCGGUAGGACGCGCCGCUGCUUCGCCCCAAGCAACGCCUCCGUGGGCUGGAAACGGCGGCUUUGCUUCUCCCUCUGCCCCGGCUAGGCACCCCCAGCCGCUUCAGUGAGGGGUGGGGAGGCAUUAGGGAACCGAAGCGAGGAGACAAGCCUGGCGCAGCCUCGCUCGGGCGGGCGCAGGUUUCCCUCAGCCGCAGCCCCCUUUGCCCACCUCCAAAUGGUUUUUUUUAAAUGCCGCUCUCUUGGGGUUUCCCCGCCCCACUCCUAGGGCGCUGGAUUCGUCCCCGAGGCUGUGGGGGAAGCGCAGAGGGUGUUUGCUAGGGAGGGAGGCAGAGAGAGAGAAGUUUCCCUUGGGGACUUUCUCCCUGCUUCUUUAAAUCCUGCAGUGCUGGUUUCUGCCCUCUCCACCCCGCCACUUUUAAAAAAGCGAAGGGGGUAGCAGGUGGAAAUCCCGCUCGCUGAGCAGUGGGCUUAAGAUACAAGCUGUGUCCUGAACACAAGUGCAGGGAAACAGGGCUGAUGCUAGAAAGAGAGGGGCAGGGAAGCAGUGCAAAUGAAUACGGAGGGCAUAAUCGAAGCUAGAAUCUUGCCCCACUUGUUGUUAGGAAGCUGACCAAGGAGCAGUUGAGACCCUUGUGCCUGUAUGUCAUCAAAGGUCUGUCAGCCUAAACUGAGCUGCCUUAGUAUGAAGUGUACCUGCCUAUAGACCAGGUUAUCUGCAUGGCUGUUGCUGCUUAAAAACCCCCAACCCCCCCCACCUGCUCCACCCCACUGACAGUAUGUUGGCUGAACAAGCCCAGAAGUGGUUCCCAACUCACGUGCAGGUCACAGUCCUGCAGGCCAGAGACCUGAAGCCGAAGGGCAAAAGUGGCACUAAUGAUACAUACACAAUCAUACAGUUGGGAAAGGAGAAAUACUCCACCUCCGUGGCAGAGAAGACCCUGGAUCCUAUAUGGAAAGAAGAGGCCUCCUUUGAGUUGCCCGGAUUGCUGAUGGAAGGGAAUCCUGAGAAAUACGUCCUAUGCCUGAUAGUGAUGCACAGGUCACUUGUUGGGCUUGAUAAAUUUCUGGGACAAGUGGCGAUAGAUCUGAAUGAUAUCUUUGAGGACAAGCUAAGAAGGAAAACUGAGUGGUUUAGCCUGGUGUCCAAACAAGGAAAGAGAACUAAAGACAGAGGAGAAAUAAAGGUCAAUAUUCAGUUUAUGAGGAACAAUAUGACAGCAAGUAUGUUUGACCUUUCAAUGAAGGACAAAACUAAAUCUCCAUUUGCUAAACUAAAGGACAAAAUGAAGGGUCGGAAGACUGAUGGAACAUUUUUUGAUACAUCCUCUGCAAUCAUUCCAAGCAGUCACAUACCAGAAACUAACACUGCAACUUCCCUUGGUGAAAUACAGUUAAAAUCUAAACCAAAAAAGCCUUUCCUGUUGGGACCUCAGCGACUAUCUUCAGCUCAUUCAAUGUCCGAUUUAACUGGGCCCCAGGUGACUUCGGAAAAAAUUAAAUCGGGCACAGUUGCCAAUGCAUACCUCUUCAGACGUCAGCUUGAAUCUGUUGGUUCUGCGGAUGAAAGUGGAAAUGUAAAAUCUCCACACAGACGGACGUUAAGUGCAGAUACAACUAAAGUGAGUCAGCCACUUGAUGACUGCGACUCAGCUUUUGGAGCACAAAAUGACCCUUUUAAAAAUGUGAGUGCUUCGUUGCCUCAGAAGUUUGCUACCCUGCCAAGGCAGAAGAAUCCAUUCGAAGAAAGCCCCAUGUCAUGGGACCAAAACGUAGGUCUGUUUUCAAAACCUGCUGAAAUAAAAAAAGACGUUAAGAAAGAAAGAAAAGAGAAGGUUAGUCUCUUUGAAAGAGUCACUGGGAAAAAAGAUAGUAAGCGGUCUGACAGACUUAGCAAUGGAGGAUCAGAUGCUUCUGCUGAUUUGAAAUCACCUAGUGCACUCGGUGAAAAUCAUCAGGACAGUUUUGAUUUUGAUUCAACUAAUCCCUUUACAACAAGCUUCAAGCCAACAAAAGUGCUGCCAUCUUCUAGUUUUAAUGUGAAUCCUGCGCAUAUCGAAGACCUCAGGAAAACUGUGGAUGCAAAUCCAUUUGAUGCUGCUGCAGGGUAUCGUAACCUUACACAUGAAGAGGUCUUACAAGAAUUAGUGAAACAUAAAGAACAACUGAAGAAGAAGGACACCCAUAUUCGUGAACUUGAGGACUAUAUUGAUAAUCUUCUUGUGCGAGUAAUGGAAGAAACUCCUAGUAUUCUCCGAGUGCCAUAUGAACCUUCUCGGCGAGCUGGCAAAUUUUCAAAAAGCUAAGCCAGUGCCAACACCCGAUGAUAUUUCUUUAAUAGGAUGGACUGUUUAUUUCAGUGUUUUGAUAUCUUAGCUUCCUAAUACUGAUUAGUAUUGUCAAAACUGGCAACCCACAUGAGCUGCAUAACGUUUUUGGAAAAGUAAGAUUUAAAUUCCAUUUGCUAUGAAACAUUCCUCUUAACAUUUACAUGCAAGCAUCUUUUGUUUUUUUAAAAAAAUUGUAGUAACUUGUAUACCACUGUGAGCUAUACAAUCCUAGACACAUACUUGAAUAUUUAUUUUGCACUUCAAUCAGUCUCUUUGAUCUUACAGCAUGCUGUCUAUGUGUAUGCGCACAAGCGGGAUGUGUUUUGCAGCUCUAAACAUGAAGUGAAAUCUGAAGAUGUGAGAUUUUAUUGUUAGCAUUUUAUGACUAGGAAUCACCAGUAGAGGAUUGAUUAUCAGUGAGGAAGUGUCAUGUGUUUUUACAUAAAGAUGCUGACAUUAAUGGUUCCUGAAUGGAAUGUUUUUGAAGCAUUAGUACCCAAUAAGAAUCAUGGCAAGUAGCAAGUUAUUGAAAUUGGUAUGGAUGCUAAAUAUGAGGAUAUGGCAUGCAAAUAUGCAUUAAGUAAAGAAAGCAUAGGAAAGUGAUGAAUGAAUACCUCAUUUUCUGAAAGUUUAUAUGAAUUAUGGGAGAUAAUGCUGACGGACAUGUCAGCGUUUACAUCUUUCCUUGGCUUUUGCCAAACUUGGGAAAUGGAAAUUGUGUGCUCGCUUGUCUUUCCCAAUCUAGGAGAGUGCUUUUUUAAAAUGGGGAGUUGUUGUUCUUUUCUUAAGUACUAUAUUCUGUGUCCAAAUCAAAUAUUGAUCUUCACUUAAGAGUGAUAGAUGUAUUUGGUUAAGCAUGUCUCUUGACUAGGUGACAUUUGUGUAUAGUGUUGUGUGCCUGUUGCAAAGUGGCAAAAUGUGAUUCUAAUGGGAAGCACUGCCAUGAAGAGAAAGAUAGUUUGCUAUACCAGUAAUAAAAACUUUGCAUUGUUUUAAUUUGCUUUAUACAAAACAGAAUGUUUGCCAACAUGAAGUGAAAUAGGUUUAAACAUAAGGUACAUGAAGUGUUAAGAAGAGGGUUUCUUUUUCUUUUCAGAUAGUAAUUUUUCUUGCUUGUAAUCUACAUUUCUCAAACAUAGACAUAAAGAGGGUUCCCCCCUCCUUUUUGACUGAUAAAGAAUACUAGUUGAAAUAGCUCUAAUUUUUUGUUGUUACCAUGUCAAGAACCUUUCCUUAAUCAAAACAUUCUUUUAACUAAAGUAAUAGGGCAGAGCUUGUCAUCAGAAGAUGGUGGAAAGGGAGUAUUUCUAUUAUUGAAUAUCCUCAGCCACAUUAAGCAGAAUAUUGUGCCAUGGACAGAUUCAUUUCCACUUUCCUAUAGCAAUUUUGUCGUUCCUAAUACAUGAGUAACUCUAAAUGGUGGUACUGUGUCUUAGAAGAACAUGAAGAGCUUUUUCUGUAAGUCUAUGUACUUUCACUUUAGAUGAAUACCAAAGGAUGCAUAUUCUAAGCUAUUGUUUUUUAAGGUUAACUACUGUGUUUGAAAUAGAUGCUUUGCCAUCAUCAUUUAUACCAGAAUGUAUUUUAAUAUUCCAUUGCUCACUUAAAGCUUGCAGAUCCAAAGUACCAUACUUAAUUACUACCAUCUACCAUCUACUAUUGGAAAUUACAGGGCCACUGAUGUUUAAUUUGAACUUCCAUUAUAUGCAAGUUCAUUAUGUGUCUUCAAUGAGCAUUCCUCAGCUACAACAGAAGAGUAUAAACCACAGAAUUCUGAACUCAUGUUAAUUAUUAAUCUUAUUUUCAAUCACCUUUCGAAUUUCUUCUGUUAGCAUCUUAAUGUGAAAGAUCAAACUGACUAUACAGUUUUUCUCAUACUCAGAGUUAACAAGAACUUUAGUUAACAUUUUGUGAAGGGUUUUCAUGAGUUUUCAAUCUGAUCUAUAAGUGAAUGCAAGCACCUUUUUAUUUCCAAUAUUUAAAUGCAAAUAUCAGCAAAAAAAUUGCAAAUACGUUUGUAAAAUUAUUAUAGCUAAAACAGAAAAAUACAGUGUUUAUAAGCAACAAAACCCCUUCAUAAUUUGUGACAAAACUGACUACUGGAAAUAUAACUUUGAAUGCUGAUCCACAUUCUCUGAGCAAUUCUGAGCUACACUAUCACAGAAAUCAUAGAAUAGACACAUGACUGUCCUGUGCAAAUAUAUGCUUCUAGGAGCAAUGACCAAGGUUCAGCUACAAGCAGAAAUUAGGAGAGGCUACUUAUGAAAGGAGGGUGGUUGUACCUGUACCACCUCGGCAAUUUGCAAGGCAACUCUGGCCUGAGAAUAACUUUGGUGAGAGCACACUCCAGUAUUUGUAUGUCUUCAGAUUCCAUGUUUCUAUUUAAACUAUAUACAAUAAUCAUUUUAUAAUAAAACACUGCCCCCCAAUAUUUUUUAUUUACCUGUAGCAUUAAACAAUUUAUCCUGAGUUGUUUUUAGGAGCUUCAAAAUCCACCCUUUCAUGCCACAUACAGUUCAUCACCAAGAUGGACAAUAUUGGGAAUGCCCACAUUUUACCCAUCCUUCUAUUCUCUGUCUCGCGAAAAAUUAGCAUGAAGGGCUUUUUGGCAAUCAUACUUUAUUCCUUUUCAAAUUGCACCGCCUAAGAGCAGAAUGGUUAGCAUUUCUUGUAAAGUAUAUGAAGGCCAUUCUUAGGGUUGUAGCUAUCAAGUGAAAAGUUACUACCAGAAAGAAUGUUUAGUAUUAUAUUACUUUUCACUGCUGUAUUUUAAAUGUUUAUGUUGAACUUGAUUGCCACUUUCCAAUGAAUGUAGACUUAUUCAUAGAUUAUGCUUAGCUACAUCUCUUGUUGUUUGCUGUAAAUCAAGGGCUAGUUGUAAUGUUCCAGCUGUUAAAACCUUGCCUUGUAUUUGAGUGCUUUAUAAAUGGGGUCAUAUCCUCAAUUGAGCAUCUUAACAAACCGUUAUUCCCACCUCCCACCCCAAGCUCUUUGCUCAAUUAAAAACAAAACGUAUGUCUUAAAAUAUAUUUACUGCUGCAGUGGAAUAUUAUUUACAACUAUAUAUUUAAAAAAAUGUAACUUAGGCUAAGGGUUUCCCCACAAGCUGAGCUCCGUGUGUCCUUAAAAGCUGUAGAAGUGGAAGAAUUGAAAAUGUAUGUGUUUUAAAAUAUGUUUGUUGUAUGUCAAAAUUCUUUGCUCCCAAGCAACCAACAAAGGAUUACAGCACUGAUAGAUGAACAAGUCUGUUGUGGGUUCUGUAAAAAUAUUUUUCUCCCAGGUGUUCUAAGGGCUGAACAGGAGAAGCAGGUUCUGACACCCCCAUUUAUGCGUGUCCAAAUUGACUCUAAAUCUAGGUACCAUUACCAGCAGUAUUAUGCAACAGUUACAGCACUUUAACCUAUUGACUUCUUUGGUGAAGAUCCUCAGAUGGAUAUCUAUUAAGGUACCUCUGCCUGCAGCACUGUUGGCCAUCACUUAGUCCUGUAGAAUAUAGGCCUCUUCAGUUGUUACCUGCUACUCAGGGGCUCAGCUGUGACAUCUGCAGCAGAGAACCUUCUUUAUUCUUGGCUGCUCCUCAUGUGACUUUAAAAACUGCUCUUCCGGUGCUUGCAUUACAGCUAAAUUUGUGUGCAGCCACAAGUAGAGCAGCAAUGGGGUGGGACCACAUGCACAUCCCCACAACCCAUUUGUACAUGUCCCUUUUUGCACGAGUAACGUCUGAAGAGCAUUUCUAUGUUCCAGGAAUCUGCAGCAAAUACAGCACAUUCUGUUCUGAAUUGGUUGCAGCUGUAUUUAGUACAAUAAGAUGCUGUACUAGAGACUUACAACAACUAUACGAAAGAUAUGUGCAUGUCUUGGAUAAAAGAGGGUUCCCUUGUUUUUGUGCAAUGACUAAUAAUUUGUACCCAUUUCCCCCUUCCAAAAUUAAAAGUUACAUCUUAUGUGACACCUGUAUAUAUAGAAUGAUGAAAUGCAUGAACUAUCAUUUUGAUUGCUUUUGUAAACUUGAACAUGUUUUAUUUGAUCAAAAUUAUAAUCUUAAUUUUAGAUAUUCACUCCAGUUACUGUUGCAUGUCAGACAUCAAUAAAAUGCUUCUGUGCACUCCAUAGCCACAGCUGUUUGUCUUGUCAUUCUAAAAUAUUCAGUGCAGCAAGGAUUGAAAAUCCACUUCAAGGUUCGUAAUAUUCAUACCGUGAAAAAUUAACUCGUACAAGUUUCAUGAUCAGUGAUGCAAAUGGGUGGCAUAAAUUGUCUGGGAAUUUUGAGAGUAGUACUUGUACUUAGCUUCUCAAUCAUAAGCCUGAAAAAUGAAUAAAAGCAGCAAUUUUGUAAGAAAAUAAAAAGAGUAGUCACGAAGUAAGCAAGUUAUUUCAGUUCAUUUUAGGCAGUAGGUGUUCUGUUGCUCCUUGCAGUGUGUGUUUCAGUUGCAUUAAUAAUGUGAUAGAGGUGAUAGAAGUUCAACUGUAGCCUACACCAGCUCUUCAUUUUCUGAUGUCAUGAUUUCCAACACAAGACAUUCACUGUGGUCUAAACCACUGAGCCUCUUGGGUUUUCCAAUCAGAAGGUCAGCAGUUCAAAUCCCCGCAUCAGGGUGAGUUCCUGUUCUGUCCCAGCUCCUGCCAACCUAGCAGUUUGAAAGCACACCAGUGCAAGUAGAUAAAUAGGUACCACUGUGGAGGGAAGGUAAACGCCGUUUCCGCACGCUCUGGUUUCCGUCACGGUGUCCCGUUGUGCCAGAAGCAGUUUAGUCAUGCUGGCCACAUGACUUGCAAAGCUGUCCGUGGACAAACGCCAGCUCCCCCGGACUAAAAGCAAGAUGCGCGCUGCAACCCCAUAGUUGCCUUUGACUGGACUUAACUGUCCAGGGGUCCUUUACAUUCCUGGAGUGUUGCCCAUGUUAGUGUCCUCCAGCACAGAAAAGGUCUUCUGGCAUCUUAAAGGCUAACAUAUUUCUUUAUGGCAUGUGUUUUCAUUCGCAAUUGGGGUGAAGGAAUUGUAAACCAGGAAGUUAGAAAGAAGUGCAGAAAAGUACAGAUGGUGCCGACAAAGACUUUCAUUUGUUUCUCUGAACAGGGCUGUAGAAUUCUCAACCCAGGUAGGAGACAUGGGUUGCUGUCCCCAGCAUCCCCUCACACCCAUCCCACCUUGACAUUCUUCCCACCUUCUCUUGAAUACAGGGAGAAUAAUAGUAGAACCUUUUGUGAUCAGGAGCCUUGAUAAAGCAGGUUUCCCAAUCACUUGGAGGCUUCUUGCAUUCUAGCAAGCAUGCAUAGGAGCCCCCUUCAGACUUAAUCUGUUCAACACAGGAAGGUUUGGUCCACAAGGUGGUAUCCAGUGCUCUCAUUCUGCCCAGAAUUAUGCUAAUGGAAUGGAAUUUUCCCCACCUCUGAUCCCUAUGUGCCCUAAAAAAUCAGCUCU
This is a messenger RNA of Zootoca vivipara (common lizard), 7914 nucleotides long. It is a transcript of the gene RAB11FIP2, whose product is annotated as RAB11 family interacting protein 2. Gene Ontology annotation, molecular function: small GTPase binding. Gene Ontology annotation, cellular component: phagocytic cup; endosome. Gene Ontology annotation, biological process: regulated exocytosis. Lineage: Eukaryota; Metazoa; Chordata; Lepidosauria; Squamata; Lacertidae. The record is from RefSeq and is a predicted model, not a curated record.